GCCGAAGGGAACUUCGGAAUUACGACGGCGACGGUCCGCUAAGCCAUCCUUGAUCGAUCCUGGGAACUUGAUACGUGCGAUUCUUGCAAAAAGCAGUCAUGGAACAGACGGAGGAGCCGCCGCUUCUCCGACGCCUCAAUGGACGAGCCCAAGCAUGCGAUCCUUGCCGAAACCGCAAGGUGGCCUGCGACCACGCGCAACCGAUCUGUAAUAGAUGCCGGAAGAGGGGACAGGCAGCCGCAUGCAUCUACACAAUCACCGACCAAAGGUCGAUAAGGCCGAGGAAAGCGGCCCUGACGCCGAGCGGCUCGACAUCGGCCGACUCCAUCCACGCUGCAAGCCCCGACGGGCAGUCGUCAUCGACGACUCCAGCGGCGUCUGGAUCCGGAUAUCUGGGGUUCACCAGCUAUUCCGCCGUGUUCGAGGAGACCCGGAACAGCCUGUCCCUCCUCCACGGAUCUGACGUCGGGCUGCCCCAGCUCCAAGCCGGCGACUUUGGCGCUCCGGUUGGUGGUGGUGGUGGUGGUGACCACCCGGAACGCCUGUCCCCCACUAUUCGCGACAUGUGUCUCAUCGUUCUGCGCAAUCUUCCCGAACCCUACGGGGGGGAGGCUUCCUUCCGAAGCGCUCCCCUCCACAGCCAGGCCUGGGUCCGCCUUGCAGCCACGCGUGUCCUCCGGUCGCUCGGUGGCGUACAUCGGGCCAACCAGGGGGGAAGCCGGGGCGAUUCCGAAUUGGAGGCAAUGGCGCAGGCGAUCUGCAGAAACACGUCCCGGCCAUUCCUCGACCACCGCGACCCCGACGAAUGGAUGGGCCAAUUCACCGGACCAAAUCUGCGGUGGGAGUCACUCGGCCUUCUCUUCACCUUCUGGGAGCCGAUUACCGAUAGGGUGCCUGGCUAUCCAUGCGCGCCCCCCAGGAGGGCUAUUGUCGAGGGCUGGUCGCGGGCGGCUCGGGAAUGUCUGGCACACUGCGUUGACCUGGCCCGCCGUUUUUCUGGAGGGAAUGAUCUCCUGGUCUAUCUUUGCUUGAAGCAGACGACGAUGGACUCGGUGCUUCUCGGGGAUGCUAGUCUCUCCUGUUGGACCCGCCAUGGAGAAACACUAAGCCUGCUGACCUUCCUCGGGCGGCAUGCCGAGCAAGGCAACCCCUCGUACACUCCCUCGUUCUUUUCCGAGAACAGGCGGCGGCUCUUCGCAUACGCCUUCGUGCUCGACAAGGUUAUGGUGUCCUUCACCGGCCGGCCACCCCUCAUCAGCCACCGCUACGCCUCGACUCCGCUCCCCCUCGACCUCCGAGACGAAGACCUGCUCUCCGACGGUCCGACGCUCGUGCAGGCGGUUGCUUCUCUGGAUGACAAGGGGUGGAACACCAGCGGCGGUGUAUAUUCCUCUACGCUCAUCCGUGCGCGGGCCAUGCUCGCCUUCGUCCGGGAUGAGCUCAUUGAGAUUGCCCUGAGCACAGGGAAGGGCACCACCCUGGAGGCACUGCUAGACAUCAAUGCCCGAGGAAAGGCGAUCUUCUCAGAGUUCCCCCAAGGUUUGGUCUACCGUCCCGAGAACCUCUGCGACCCGAGCGUGGACAUUGAAACCAUGUAUGCCAGGUUGCUGGUCCAGCUUGAGCAUCUCCAGAAUGUCUUCUUCGCGGAGCGGCUGAUGCUCCGAUAUGGUCAGGUAGACGAAGGCGAACUGCUGCUGACCAGCUUCGAGAUGGUCAGCCUGACGCUGAUCUUCUGGACGCACAAAGACCGACUGGCGGGAGUCCGCGGCGAUUUCGAGUGGCUUUUGAUGGCCUUUGCCGCGCCAGGAGGUGGCAUCCUCUGCUCGGAGCUUCUCAGGCCGACCUUCUACGGCACGCACCCGAAGAAUCCGAAAUUGAGCCGAUCCACCAUCGUCCAGCAGCUGAGUCUCCUUGUCGGCUUCCUCGACUGGGUUGGUCCGUCCGCGCCGAACGGGGCCCUGUGCGUUAAUUGCAAGUCCAUCAUCCAGCAUGUCCUGGACCACAAUCUCAACGCCACGACGCAGAGCGGCGGUGCCCUCGGGGCGCUGGACUGGGAUGUUUCGGCGCAGUUGGACUUCAACUUUGAACUCUUGGACACGUUCGAUUGGCUAAGGCCGGAUAUGCCUUGAGCUAAAAACCUAUCAAUCGAGGAAAUUAAUGCUAAAAAGGAUCAACUGUAGGCCAGUUAUCGUAUCUGGGACGUUCAGCAAGAUCCACCCCCCGUUCAUCGCAGUGAGCCAUACACAUCUCGCUACCUCCGACUGGUGGGGCCGAGGCAGACCCGGGAAUGAGUCCUGGGUUUGACCAAUCGGAUGCAGCCCGACAUCCAUGUUAGGCAGGAUUUACAGAGAGCCGAGUUCUUGAACAUUUGUUUGGGUGAUGAGAGGUAUAAACUGGAUCUCACAGUUGGUGGGUGCUCAUUGGUAUGCUAUGCAAGUAUACUAGAGACUGACAUAAUAUCGUUGUUGC
Molecule: messenger RNA, 2469 nt
Organism: Phialemonium atrogriseum
Lineage: Eukaryota; Fungi; Ascomycota; Sordariomycetes; Cephalothecales; Cephalothecaceae
Exons: 4
Coding region: 99-2129 (676 amino acids)
Biological process (GO): DNA-templated transcription; regulation of DNA-templated transcription
Cellular component (GO): nucleus
Molecular function (GO): zinc ion binding; DNA binding; DNA-binding transcription factor activity, RNA polymerase II-specific
Source: RefSeq, a predicted model, not a curated record